This is a messenger RNA of Emys orbicularis (European pond turtle), 3237 nucleotides long. RefSeq names its product transmembrane protein 132B (gene TMEM132B). NCBI's taxonomy places the organism in Eukaryota, Metazoa, Chordata, Testudines, Emydidae. The coding region runs from base 1 to 3237 and encodes 1078 amino acids. The transcript is spliced from 9 exons. The record is from RefSeq and is a predicted model, not a curated record.
AUGUCGGGUCUAAUAGUGAGCAAUGUUACCUUCACGGUGACAAUAUUGGUGGAAAGCCGAGGAGGAGUCCUGGACAGCACACAGAGAUUUUCAAACCUGCCGGUAUAUCUUCCCAUGAGCUACCACAUCUCCAGUGCUGAUGUUUCCUUCUUCCUCAAAGAAGCCAAUCAAGAUAUCAUGAGGAACUCCAGUUUGCAGGCGAGGGUGGAGUCAUUCUUUAUAUACAAAGCCAAGCAGCCACCUGUAGUAAAUGCAACUUACGGACCUUUUUCAGUGGAACAAGUUGUUCCUGAGGACCUAAUGCUGCCUUCUGCUCCUUUUGGUUUCACUAAUGAAUUCACAUUUAAUUGGAAAUUAAAAUCACACAUUAUCGACAGCUCAAUAUAUUCCAACAGACCUAAAGUGCAAGCCCUGUUCUAUAUCGCGGGAAAGGACUGGGACGACUAUGAUUCUGCGGAGAGAUUGCCCUGUGUGAAGAUGUUUGCUUUCCUGGAGACUAGAGAAGCUGUGGCCAGCUGUAGGUUGAAAGGUCAUCUAGGAUUAUGUGUUGCAGAACUGGAAUUAGCGCCGAGCUGGUUCAGCUCGCCUCCACCAUUGGUUUUGGAGCAUGAGCAAACAGCAGCCUUUUUGGAAGGGAUUACUGUGGAGCUCUUCUAUAAGAUGUAUGCAACAGAUGGGGAGUGUUCUCCUGAGGAUGCAAAAUGGGAAAACAACAUACAUGCAGGUCAAGAUCAUGCACAUGAGGCUUUGCCGCCGGUGGAGAGGAUUGGUAGCAUCAUUGUUUAUCCAACUCAAGACAAACUAAAACAAUCUGCACUGAGGCUAGAUGAGAACAUCAUGAUCCACUUACCACUCAACCCUGUCAAGGAAGGUGACAUAGUAACCUUUCAUGUGUCCCUUACCGGUGACUCCCUAGCAGAUCAGUUUACCUUAAGAAUUAAGGCAGCACCAGGUGUGAAGAUAAUGGCCAUCAGAGUCAGUGAUGCAGACCAAUGGGGAAUUCAAGAGGAAGUAGACAAUGGAGGGAUGCAGACCACUGCCUCUGUUGUUUGUGUGCGUAAUGAUCCAAAUAUAGAGAGCAGAGCAAACAUCUCCUUCUAUGAGAUCUUGCAGAUGGACUUUGAAAUUGACAAUAGCAGUAGCCUGGCAGGGGCUCAGCAAAUUACCUGGCAGGUGGAAUACCCCAGAGAAGACUUGAUGAGUGAACUGGUGGUCUCCGAGAUCUUUGUCAGCCAAACAACAUUUGCAGGAAUUGUUCCUCUUGCAAUGGAUACAGAAGUCCUUAACACGGCCAUUCUGACAGGGAAGACGGUAUCUGUUCCGGUGAAAGUUGUUGCUGUGCACGAGGAUGGUUCCGUGAUCGACGUUUCAGAGUCCACUGAAUGUAAAUCAGCUGAUGAAGAUGUCAUAAAGGUUUCUGGCAGAUGCGACUCCAUCUUUGUUAAUGGCAAGGAAAUGAAGAGCAAAGUGGAUACCAUUGUGAACUUUACUUACCAGCAUUUUACCACCCAGCUGGAAGUGACGGUCUGGGCUCCACGGCUUCCUUUGCAGAUAGAGAUCUCGGAUACAGAACUUAGCCAGAUCAAGGGCUGGAGGAUACCUGUCACCUCCAAUAAGAGGCCUACCCGUGACAGUGAUGAUGAAGAGGAUGAUGAGAGGAAGGGAAGAGGCUGCACCCUUCAGUACCAGCAUGCCAUGGUGCGAGUCCUCACACAGUUUGUAGCAGAGUCUUCCGAUUUUGGAGGCCAGCUGACCUAUAUGUUGGGCUCUGAGUGGCAGUUUGACAUCACGGAUCUUGUGACCAAUUUCAUGAAGGUGGAAGAGCCUAAGAUUGCUAAAUUACAGGAUGGACGGGUGCUAGUUGGUCGUGAACAUGGGAUAACCACAGUUCAGGUGCUGUCGCCUCUCUCUGAUUCCAUCCUGGCUGAGAAGACAGUGAUCGUGCUAGAUGACCGCGUAACAAUCACAGACCUAGGCGUACAACUAGUAGCGGGCUUGUCCCUGUCUUUACAAAUAAGCAAAGGAAAUAAAAGAGCUAUUGUUUCCACAGCAUCUGCUUGUGAUAUUCUUCAUACCCCAAAACAGGAAGCCAUAGUAAGUGCUUGGAUUUUGUUCAGUGAUGGCUCUGUGACACCUUUAGAUAUUUAUGACUCCAAGGAUUUUUCUGUCACGGUCACUUCGCUGGACGAAAUGGUGGUAUCUGCCCAGCAAAACCUUCAGUCAAAGUGGCCUCUGGUAGUUGCAGAGGGUGAUGGGCAAGGACCCCUGAUUAAAAUUGAAAUGGUGAUCAGUGAACCUUGCCAGAAGACGAAGCGAAAGAGCAUUCUGGCUGUUGGUAAAGGAAAUAUCAAAGUGAAAUUUGGCCAGAAAGAUUCUGACCACAAAGGAAGGACCAACAACAUUGAUGAUGUAGAUAGAGAGUUUAACCAUCAUCUGAACAAUGCUAUAGAGAACACGGCAGAACAGGAGAGGACAGUGCAAGAAUGGGCCAAACAUGGAACCUUUAUCAAUCAUGAAGAUAAUGCUAACAAAAGCACAACUUCCAAAUCUCCCAUUGAUCAGAACAAGGCUCAUGAGGAUGGCCUCCAAAAUAACCCAACUGCUUUCACAAGUUUUCCUACCCAAGUAGAGGUACCAGGACAAAAUAAUCCCAAUGACCUUGCGUUGACUUCUAGAGGGUUAACUGAUUUGGAGAUUGGCAUGUAUGCCCUGCUGUGUGUUUUCUGCCUAGCAAUUUUGGUCUUCUUAAUUAACUGCGUGGCAUUUGCCUGGAAGUAUAGACACAAAAGGUUUGCUGUGAGUGAGCAAGGCAACAUCCCCCAUUCUCAUGACUGGGUCUGGCUUGGAAACGAGAUUGAACUCUUGGAAAACCCUGUUGACAUUUCGCUCCCCUCAGAGGAGUGCACUACUAUGAUUGAUAGAGGGCUGCAGUUUGAAGAAAGCAACUUUCUCCUUAAUGGGAGCUCGCAGAAGACUCUCCAUAAUCAGAUCCUCAGAUCUUGUGAGUAUGCUUGUGAGAAAGAAGUUAAAAGUGAACCUAUAAAUCCUUCUGGGCCAAAACGGAAGCGGGUCAAGUUCACUUCCUAUACCACAAUACUGCCAGAGGAUGGAGGUCCUUAUACCAAUUCAAUUCUAUUUGACAGUGACGAUAAUAUUAAAUGGGUAUGUCAAGAUAUGAAUCUUGGCGAUUCCAAGGAACUUAGAGACUAUAUGGAAAGACUGCAAGACAAUAUGUAA